Molecule: messenger RNA, 342 nt
Organism: Protopolystoma xenopodis
Lineage: Eukaryota; Metazoa; Platyhelminthes; Monogenea; Polystomatidea; Polystomatidae
Source: the annotation of a GenBank genome assembly
CUGGAUGUUGGUUUGAAAAGUAGCAAAAUCUUUCAACACGCCUCCAUUUAUCAUUUUCUUUUUUUUCCACUAAAUUUUCAUGUUUUUUUCUUUUGUCGUCUUUCUAUGAAGAAAGUUCCUCGACCUGGUGAAUCCGGGCCUGAGAUAGUUAUCCCUGAAGUUCUCUACUGGUCCCGCAGGCCGAAUGCAAAUUGGCUUGAUGAUAUAACUCCCUGUGGCCUCCUGACACCAGCGAUGACACGAGCUUGCACCAUGGCCUUUCAAGCAUGUCCAGGACAGCGACUCAUGCUCGCCAUGUACGACGUUGAGCUGCAGGUGAUUUGGCCUUGGGCUGCUUAUUGA